AUGCUGAGUGGCCACGCCGUGACACUGAGCGAGAGGAGCGCCUCCGGUACGCGCUUGGUCGAGGAUGUAGCGCGCGAGGCAGGCGAUGAGGAGGAGGAGGCGGACGCCGCCGCGAGAGUUGUGUACCGGGCCUCGUUCCAAGAGCUCAUGCCCAACUACCUUCAGUACGACACCAUCAUCUGGGCACUCAUAUCCCUGCUGCUUGUCCUGGCGUGGGGGAUCGGGAUGCUCCUGCUUCUCUACCUCCCGUACAAGAGAUACGUGCUGAAGAGGGACAUCCUGUCCCGCCAACUCUUUGUCACCGAGAAUAAGAUAGUGUACAAGGCGACUAGGCCUUCGUACUUGCCAUUCAUGGGGAUAGUUAAGAAAGAGAUUAAAGUACCUCUCCAUUUGAUUGUUGAUGUUAUAAUUGAGCAAGGCUGUCUACAAUCUGCUUACAGCUUAUACACGUUUAGAAUAGAAAGCAUAGCCCAUGGGAAACCUGCUCCAGUGGAUGAAUUGCAAUUUCAUUGUGUCCAUAAUCCAGAUUUUCUAAGAAAGGUUGUAAUCAGAGAAGCUUCCAGGAGCAUCAGAGAAGUCCAAAGUUCGAAAACUACAUCGUACUCCGAGGAAGGCCCUUCUCAUAUUCCAACUAGUGGAUUACACUCACCUAGUGCAAAGGUUAAAGCUUCCCCAAUCCGCGCUGCCCUUGAUUCUAAGGGUAAAAUCCCUGACAAUAUAUUGCUCCAUAAGAUUGAAGAACUUAAUCGAUCAGUGAAGAAUCUUGAGUCUCUACUCGUAGGAUCACAUAGAAGAGAAUGA
Messenger RNA from Miscanthus lutarioriparius, 801 nucleotides. Lineage: Eukaryota; Viridiplantae; Streptophyta; Magnoliopsida; Poales; Poaceae. The record is from the annotation of a GenBank genome assembly.